AUGUCCUCUUGCAACGAUUCCAUUCCUCGGCCCUCAGUAUUUGUCCUGGCUGGGAUUCCUGGCCUGGAAUCUUUCCAUGUCUGGUUCGCUGUGCCUUUUUUCCUGGUAUUUGUCAUAACGGUCAUUUGCAAUAUCACCAUUUUAUGUAUUAUCUGGCUGGAGAAGAGUCUUCAUGAGCCCAUGUUUCUCCUCCUAGCCAUGCUAUCAGUUGUUGACCUGUGCCUGGUCAGUGUCACUGUGCCCCGUAUGCUGGGAAUCUUCUGGAUGAAUGCCAAGGAAAUCAGCUUCGAUGCCUGCCUCACGCAGAUGUUUUUCAUCCCUUCCUUUUAUGUCAUGGAGUCUGGGAUUCUCCUGGCCAUGGCUUUUGACAGAUACGUAGCUAUCUGGUACCCCCUGAGAUAUAUAACCAUCCUUUCUAACAGCAUGCUUGUAAAGAUGGCACUGGCUAUCCUGGCAAGGACAGUGGCAGUGCUGACCCCAGCACCCAUCCUGGCACAAAGACUGGAAAGCUUCCAAACCCACAUAAUUGCCUACUCUUACUGUGCGUACAUGGCUGUGGUACUGACAGCCUGUGGAGACAUUUCUGACCACAUUGUCUACGGAGUAAUGGUUAUUGUAGCAUCUGUGGGCUUUGAUUUGCUUUUUAUCAUUCUGUCAUAUGGACUUAUCCUUCAUGCUGUCUUUCGAAUACCAUCUUGGGAUGCACGGGGCAAAGCACUCAGCACGUGUGGCUCUCAUCUUUGUGUCAUUGGUCUCUUUUAUUCUCCUGUUGUCUUUUCUGUUCUGGCCCAGAUUUCAGGCUACCAUAUGGCUCCCCAUCUGCAAAUCAUCAUCGACAAUCUCUACUUCCUGGUGCCUCCCAUGGUCAACCCGUUGAUUUAUGGGGCCCGGACCAAGCAAAUGAGAGAGUGGGUGCUGCGGAUUUUCCACUGCCGUGGAGGCUAA
This is a messenger RNA of Otolemur garnettii (small-eared galago), 945 nucleotides long. RefSeq names its product olfactory receptor 52K1 (gene OLFR600). The coding region runs from base 1 to 945 and encodes 314 amino acids. Gene Ontology annotation, molecular function: olfactory receptor activity; G protein-coupled receptor activity. Gene Ontology annotation, cellular component: membrane. Gene Ontology annotation, biological process: G protein-coupled receptor signaling pathway. NCBI's taxonomy places the organism in Eukaryota, Metazoa, Chordata, Mammalia, Primates, Galagidae. The transcript has a single exon. The record is from RefSeq and is a predicted model, not a curated record.